UUUAAUUUUUAGGCUUUCGAGCUUUUUAACGGCUUUUAAACAAAUUUUUUCUUUUAAUUUUCAGAUGGAACCAAAAGAAAUUGAUUCCCGUUUAAUUAAUAAUUGUCUUCGCGGUUUAAUAUUUUUUAAUGGACUUGAAUUAAACGGCAAAUGUCCACAUCAUGAAGCUAUUUUCAAUGCUUUUACAGAUUUAAAAAGGGAAAGAUCAGUUCAAUGCCAAUAUAAAAUUCUUAAUUAUGGAGAUGAUUUUUUUAAGAGGAACAAUUCUAAAAAGACCCAUCCAAACGACUCAAUUUCAAUUAAAAACAAAACUCGCGGAAUAAUUAAAUAUAAUUGGCAAUACAAAUAUUUGGAUGAAAGGCCGGCUUUAAUUGUUUUGUUUAUUGAUUUGGAUUGGGACAGCGACUUGUGGCUACAACAGAAAAAUGAAUGCGAGUCGAGGCUUAAUGUUUUGAGACAAUCAAUUGGCCAAUUAGAGACAAAACUAGCUUUAGUAUUAAUUCAAAAAGCUAAAACAACAGUCGACGACUCUAUAGCCACAGAAAAAGCAAUUGAAAUUUGCCAAUUUUGUAAAAUAUCGACGAGGCAAUUUUAUGUUUUUCCUCUUUUGACGGACAAAAAAGCUACGGCAGAAUGUAUUGUUCGGUUGGAAAUUGCUUUUUAUCAGAUUGCUCAGGAAGCUUACCAAGCCUAUUUCAAAAAGAUUAGAGCUAGUAGUGUUCCAAAUAAUGACCAACAAGUCCUGUUAAGACAACAAUUUAAAUUGGCAUUUAUUUCAGAACUUAGAGAAGAUAGACAUUCUUCGCUAAGGUUUUUUAAAAAAUAUUUUUUUAAACAUAAAAAAGUCCAAAAAUGA
Molecule: messenger RNA, 856 nt
Organism: Meloidogyne enterolobii
Lineage: Eukaryota; Metazoa; Nematoda; Chromadorea; Rhabditida; Meloidogynidae
Source: the annotation of a GenBank genome assembly